Messenger RNA from Gadus chalcogrammus (walleye pollock), 2291 nucleotides. RefSeq names its product solute carrier family 25 member 43 (gene slc25a43). NCBI's taxonomy places the organism in Eukaryota, Metazoa, Chordata, Actinopteri, Gadiformes, Gadidae. The transcript is spliced from 5 exons. The record is from RefSeq and is a predicted model, not a curated record. Gene Ontology annotation, biological process: transmembrane transport. Bases 422 to 1237 code for a protein of 271 amino acids.
GAUUUAAUUAAUAGAUAACCUUCUUGAUUAGACUGUGGCGUUUCCUUACCUAAUCAGCGGUGGUUUAGGGUACAAAGGCUAGCAUUGUUGCUAACGUAAACACCAACUUCUUUUGGCUAAACCAAGCAUGAAUACAGGGAUACAUGGCCAGUUUUAUUAAAAAUGUAUGUAUCUAUGUGUUAGAGUUUAUAUAGGUUGUUAAGACACAUAGACAACCUAUUACUAUCGACUUUAUUCGAUUGUUACCACAAGCUAUUAAGCUUUACCCAGUUUAACACAUCCUCCAUUUCAACCAAGGCACACCCUCUCUUAUUAUCCAAUCAAAUCGCUAUGUUCCCUCAGUCGAUGUUAUGGCGUCAUCAGACACCCGUCUCGGGGUCACUAAAGAGCGAAACCGGGCGAAACAACUGGUUUCUAAAUCAUGAGAGCAGCUAAUCAUAGGUUCAAGCGUUACGAUAUUUAUGAUCGGAAAACAAUGAUAGUCCACCUUCACAUGGACGAGAUGGGCUACGUCUCCCAGUGGAGGGCCAUAUUUGCUGGAGGAAUCGCCGGCAUUGCAGCAGCACUGGCUACCUACCCUCUGGAGGUGGCAGAGACCCGACUGAUAGUGCAGAACUGCAGAGAGCCCACGUACACAGGAGUCCUGAACACCCUGGGCUCCGUCUACAGGAGCGAAGGACUUCUGGCCCUCUAUAGGGGCUUCUCGCUAACAGUACUGGGUGCCUUUCCCUUUUCCAUCGGCUGCUUCGCGGUGUACGCAAACCUGGACAAACUCUGGCAGGAGCCCCCCUUCCGCUUCAACUCCCUGCAGAACUUCAUCAAUGGCUGUCUGGCUGCUGGAGUGGCUCAGAGCCUGUCCUAUCCCUUUGACACGGUCAAGAGGAAGAUGCAGGCCCAGAGUUCCCACCUUCCACAUCUAGGGGGCGCUGAUGUGCACUUUACUGGAAUUCUGGACUGUUUCCGGCAGAUGAUCAGAAACAAGGGCGUCUUCUCCCUCUGGAGUGGCUUCACUGCUAAUACUGUCAAGAUCGUCCCUUACUUUGGCCUCCUUUACACUUGCUUUGAGACGUGCAAGCAGGUGUGCCUUUACCGCAACGGGUACAUUGUCUCCCCCCUGAGUUACACGUUGGCCCCAGGCGUUGACCAGAGCCUGGGGCCUUACGAGCUACAAGAGGUGAAGCGCUAUUUGAAGAACAGGAACUUCAGGUCGCAGGACUCCUUUAAGAAUCGCUGGUGAAGAGGGGCGGUGCGACUCUCUGUGCAAUAGAUAAUGAAUGCGGCUCACAAUGACCUCGGGGAUAAGACAAGGACUUGGCAAGAUGAGUCGCAUAUUCAUUUCCUUACCGUAGAUUUUUUUCUAUGUGUAUCUUUUUUUGUUCUGUUCUCCUCACAUUUCUGGACUUCUAUUCCUUCAAAGAGAUACCUCGACAAACACAGCCCUAUGGAUUAUCUGACAGUGUUAUUAUUGUUACCCUCUCCUUCUUAUUCCUCAGUAUUUCCAGUUUGAUUAUUGCCCAUGCUGCUGUUUUAAUAUUAGUCCUCAAGGGACUGGCAUCAUGUAUGUAUUUGUUAUCAUGUAUGUAUUUGUUAUUUGCAUAGGAAAAUUAAGUCUUGGAAAACCGCAAUGUGUUUCCAUAGGAGUGUGGUUUAAUGAUGGAGACAGUUAACUGGACAUGGGGCUUAUUCACCUAGCAGCCAUGUUUGUUUUUCUCAGAACUAGUUGCAAUAAUCAAGAGGGAACAAAGAUGGCUACUAGCUGAAUAAUGUCCAUUAUGUGCCUUCCUUGAAAGUUUUCAAUUUUCAUUCAGUUUUUUUGUGGGGCUGAUUUUAAAAUGUUUGCUAUGGAGAACUAGAUGUGCCAUAGUAAAGAAAGCGGUUUAUCAGUUAAAAAAAGAUUUUACUGAUCAAGAUGUUUCAACGAUCAAUUUUACUGCAAACAAAGAGUCCUGCCUGGGUGGUAGAGAGAAUAUGAAUAAUUGUAUUUGAGCAAUAAUUUUUGUUGUUGAAGAAUGUCUGUUUAUUUUCAUCAUUUGUCAUUUUAAAACUUAUUUAAAAUCAUGUAAAUCCCCUGCAUUGUCUUUGUUUCUAUAUUUUUUUAUGGAGAUCGUUUUAUGCCAGGGUCUUACUAUCACUGUGUCAAAGGUAAUGGAGGAAGUGAACACACACACACACGCACGACAUCACCCCCACCACCAUCCACACAAUAUUCACCCUCCCUGGUUGCCCUCUAGGGCCAAAAGUAACAUAAUCCCUGUUUGUUCUUUUCUUCUCUCGUUUCAAACUCAUACACA